AUGACACUAAAUCAACAAACUAAACCUAGAAGGAACACAGAACCUCGCACGAUUUUGCCGGAAUUCCAAUUUGGCGGUAAUCUAACGCCAUUAUCGGCCGUGUUUUCUCCAGUUGAGGAAACUUUUUGUAUAUACGAAGAAGCAAUAAUUCCGCCAUUACCUGACAUAAAUAAUUUCAAUUGCAAAAACUCGACAUCAACACAUUCAAAGAAUAGUUCAAUUAGUUCAACCGAUUCAACGGUGACUCUGGAUUCUAUAAAUGAAAAACUUCAAACUAUUGAACGAGAUCAGUCUCUAACAUUUUGCGAUGAAUUGAGGAACGUUGAUGAUCUUUUGGCAAAUGAGAUAUUAGACAUUAUUGACAAAGUUGAUAUUAAGUGGGAUAUAUGA
Molecule: messenger RNA, 390 nt
Organism: Lodderomyces oxycetoniae
Lineage: Eukaryota; Fungi; Ascomycota; Pichiomycetes; Serinales; Debaryomycetaceae
Exons: 1
Coding region: 1-390 (129 amino acids)
Source: RefSeq, a predicted model, not a curated record